Molecule: messenger RNA, 1059 nt
Organism: Necator americanus (New World hookworm)
Lineage: Eukaryota; Metazoa; Nematoda; Chromadorea; Rhabditida; Ancylostomatidae
Exons: 4
Coding region: 1-1059 (352 amino acids)
Source: RefSeq, a predicted model, not a curated record
AUGAAUGGUGCAACGUUGGACAAUUUGAUGAUAGCGGACGUUUUAUUGUCACGAGGACUAUCUAUUCUAUAUUCGAAAGAUCACGAGAACUCCGUCAUGGCAAUUACAAUCGCUGUAAAAAUAGCCAAAUAUUAUAAUUCUCCAACCACUGAGAAUGUUAUAUCAAAGCAAGAAUGCGAAGCGCAAACGGAUCGCACUGAAAUGAGAACAGCGCAGACACAGGUACGACGUCGCUGCAAAACAACCGGUUCAAAUACGGAACUGCAUCUUAUAUCUGCCUCCGAACUCGAAGAAGCUGUAGCAAACAUCGUAGCUGAACAUCUUGCAAACACGAAAGAUAUAAAAACGAACGAUGAAACAACAAGAGACGUCAGGAUGCCGCCCAGCUCACCAAUUCAGCCUGUUCCUACGUCUUGCAAAUCAAAUGAUCUCCAGCUUGGCAAGAACAUCGUCCCCCGCCUACAAAAAUUAAAAGUAUUGGACAAAAUGAUAACCGAAAGGACGGCACUUGUGGGUCACUUUGAUGCCAGCCUCGUAAAAAUAGAGCUGGCUCGCAAGCGAGAAUUUAUCCUGAAGUCCCGGCGGAUGUCCGUGAGUAUUCCACGCACUGGGAUUACUGACGCAAGAACAUCGCCUGAGAUGUUGACAAGAGUAAAAUCACCGCAAAAACGAGACACUCGGGAUGUAGCGAUCCAGGCUGAAAAACUGCUUUCUCCAGCAGUCUCAGUGCAAAGCUCGUCCUCGACGCCUUCUGGCAGCAACUCAAGUACAUCCGGCACAUCUGACGAGGAAACCGAGUCAGAAAGGAGGGAAACAAAUGAGUCUGAGUCUGCUUCAAGCACUACCAGCAGUACAUCUUCUUCAAAAGAAACGAUCGUGAGAAAGAAAUCAACCGCGUCUUCGAAUUCGCAUUCAAGUGCAGAGCAAACAAAAUCGCCGAGCGAAGUUUUAACGAGGUCAAAACCGGAACGGACUACUGAGGAACCAUUGUCACCUACUUCACUUUAUUUGAAACAGCUACGAGAGAAAAUACUACAAGAAAGGUUACAAAAGAUCUAG